Molecule: messenger RNA, 1177 nt
Organism: Phyllostomus discolor (pale spear-nosed bat)
Lineage: Eukaryota; Metazoa; Chordata; Mammalia; Chiroptera; Phyllostomidae
Gene: STPG4
Product: sperm-tail PG-rich repeat containing 4
Exons: 7
Coding region: 304-996 (230 amino acids)
Biological process (GO): epigenetic programing of male pronucleus
Cellular component (GO): male pronucleus; female pronucleus; germinal vesicle
Molecular function (GO): histone binding; chromatin binding
Source: RefSeq, a predicted model, not a curated record
GAUUUACGAAAGGGCUGACAGAGAUGAUGGCAUCUUCAAACCUUCACAAUCCGUCUUUAAAAGUCUUGGUGCAGAUACUUACCAGGGGGCUUUCUGACAACUCCGCAGGCGUGCGUCUCUGCACGAAGCUAAGUCUCUGCGUGACGCUAAGCGCGCGGGGCUUCAAAGUCUGUGCCCACCUCCCUUCCCCCACCGUUGGAGAAAGACUUAGCUGGUCCCCUGCGCACGCUCAGGAGCGGGUGGCCGGAGGUGCCUCCUGGCAACCAGACACCAAGUCUCGGCCUAAGGACUGAGGAGGUUGCAAUGGGCUACCCAGUCAUCCCCAUCACGGCCACCGAAAAACCAACCCAGAAGAGAUUAUCUUUUGAAAGAGAAAGAUGGUGGAGAUCCACAUUAACAGCUACUCCUGUUCCUGGCACUUACCACUUGAAAACUUUUCUUGAGGAAUCCCUAUUAAAUCCAGUGUCCACAACCUAUAAUUUUAAAAACGAAGGAAGAAAAAAACCACCUCUUGUGCACAGAAACAAUCCAGUACUGAAUGACCUUCCUCUGUACAUGCCUCCUAACUUCUUGGACCUGUUGAAGAAGCAAGUGGCCACUUACUCGUUUAAAGACAAACCACGGUCAAGCCCCGGCACUCUGGCUAGAGAUCAGUCAAUUCAGCUGUCACCAGGACAAUAUGAUGUACUUCCUCCUCCAGUUCCCAAGUAUGCUUCCAGGAACUUUGUAUUUCGUUCUACAGUUCAGAGAUUUCCAACAUCUUAUUUCACUCCUCACGAAGGUCCAGGACCAGGGCAUUACAACUUGAACAUUCCUUCAGCAAGUGCUGUUACUUCUUGUUUUCAAUCCAAAGUACCUCGAUUCUUGCCCUCCUGUUCAAAAACCCCGGGCCCAGGAGCGUACACAGCCUCAGCACAGUUCCCCAAGCAGCCCCGGAUCAUAGCCAAAAUGGGGCGACAGCACAGCCUCUUCUUCGACAACACAAUCAGCUUUUAAAAUAGAGCCGCCUUGGCCCUAAGUUAUACUCUUCGGAGAAUCUGAGCACAGAACCUAGCAGGUGCCUAGAGUGAGCAUCCAGCCUGUCCAUCUGGACGAGGCCCAGCAUAAGGCUCAGCAUCAUUUCCAGCCGACUCUCAAGAGUGUCCCGAUUUGAACAAUAAAUUUUAAUUCCCAAUCU